Drosophila erecta is the source of this 4910-nucleotide messenger RNA. RefSeq names its product retinal-specific ATP-binding cassette transporter. The record is from RefSeq and is a predicted model, not a curated record. Gene Ontology annotation, molecular function: ATP hydrolysis activity; lipid carrier activity; ATP binding. Lineage: Eukaryota; Metazoa; Arthropoda; Insecta; Diptera; Drosophilidae. Gene Ontology annotation, cellular component: intracellular membrane-bounded organelle; membrane. The transcript has 9 exons. The coding region runs from base 24 to 4910 and encodes 1628 amino acids. Gene Ontology annotation, biological process: transmembrane transport; lipid transport.
GGCGUCAACAAAAUUGUACAAAUAUGUCCAGUGGGCAUUCGCCCGUGAAGCCCCAGAGCAGCAUAUGCCUGUUGUGGCUGCUCAUCUCCAAGACGGCGCGGUUCCAGAUCGCCAAUACGCUCACCAACGCGAUCAUCAUUGUGGGGCCCAUCGUAGUCUUCCUCGUCUAUGCUGCGACGGCUUUGUUCCAUGAGCCGCAAGGGGAGACGUCGGUAAAGUACCCGCCCGUCAACAUCACAACCAAUGUGCCGUACAUUUUCUACUCGCCUAAGAAUCCAGUCUUAGCGGGUGUCAUCGAGGAUGUGGUACACGACUUGAAGGCCUUGGGUAGCCAGGCUUUUACCAGCGCCUCUGAACUGAGUAUAGCGCUGACGGAAUUGGAUACUUAUGGCUGUGUGGGCAUUGAGUUUGACGACGGCUUCAGCGACAUAAAAGUACUUCCGAAUAAUGUCACAGUGCGCUUGCGUUUUCCGCUUCACCUGCGCAACGAUCCCAAGAUGAUUUGGGACAACAGUUCGGUCUUCAAGCACUCCAAUAUGGACGUUGAUUACUAUCGGGUCGAGGGAUUUUUAGUUGUGCAAGCCAAGCUCAGCAAGGCGUUGAUCAGGGCCAAAAACGAAGCCGCCUUAAUACCCGAAGUAAUUCUGCAGCACUAUCCAGAUGUCGAGAAAGCCGACGGUUUGGAUAACACGGUGGCCUUGGGCGGCGUUCUCUUCCUGCCCGUCACCAUAUCCGCCGCAUAUCUUGCCCAAAUGAUUGUGUUGGAGAGGCGCGACCAUAUCAGGGACAUGCUGCAACUUAUGGGCGUGCGGGCAUGGAUAUACUGGCUGUCCUGGUUUCUGGUGGCUUUCUUGCUCCUGUCCAUACCCACCGUAUUUAUGGUUCUCCUGCUGAGGUGGCGCUACUUUUCGCUGAGUGAUUCGUCUCUGCUGCUCUUCUUUCUGCUGGUCUACAACUUGGAGGUCCUGACUUCGGCCUUCAUGAUAUCGUCCUUCUUCUCGGACACGGUCGGUGUGCAAGUGGCCAUAGUGAUCGUGCACCUAGUUGGCUGCCUGCCAUGGCGCCUAUUGCUCAUGGGCUACAUUCCCACUUUACCGCGCGCCAUAUUCGUCUGCCUUUUCCUGAACAGCUCGUUGGCCAUGGGACUGCAACAGUUCAUUAAGAGCGAGAACCUUCGCUUGGGCAUGCACUGGAAAUAUAUGUUUGAGCGCACCGAUUGGAAUGAAUUUGUGCAGCUGGGCCCCAUCCUGAUCCUCAUGCUGUUUGGCUGCCUGUUCCGCCUACUUAUCCUAGUUUAUAUGGAACAGCUGAAGAGUUAUCGGAACAGAAAGUGGUAUUUUCCGGUGCAGCCUUCCUUCUGGUGUCAGGGGAAUGGUCGCCAUCGAUCCAGUGACUCGGAUGUCGAACGGCAGGAAACGGGAAUCAGAGGGCAUCCACUGAUUGUACGGGCCAGAAACAUUGAAAAGGUCUUCAACGAACGGGUUGCAGUUAAAGAGCUCAAUCUAAACUUCUACCAAGACGAGAUCACCGUGUUUCUGGGCCACAACGAUUCGGGAAAGUCAACAAUCUUCAUGCUCCUGGCCGGUUUCUUAAAGCCCACCGCCGGCGAAAUCACCAUCAAUGGAUAUGACCUGACCACCGAGCAGAGAAAAGCGCGCCGAUCCAUGUGCUUUUGCCCGCAGCACAAUGUGCAGUUCGGGAAGGUUACGGCACGAUGGCACCUCCAGUUCUACUGCCGCCUGAAGGGGCUGAGCCAACAGGAGGCCUCUGCCGAGACGGACAAGUAUCUGGAGAUCGGUCACUUGCAGGACUUUGCCAACACUAAGGUGAAGGAUCUGCCUAGCGGUAUCAAGCGAAUGCUCAUGCUGUGCUGCACUCUGUGCGGAAACUCCAAGAUACUUCUUUUGGACGAGCCCGGCACCAGCAUGGAUCCUCCGAUGCGCAGCAACAUGUGGGACCUACUGCGGCGGGAACGCAAGGGUCGCUGCAUCAUCAUGGCCACGCACAACAUGCACGAGGCCGAGGUGGUUGCAGAUGAAAUUGUGGUCUUGUGCGAUGCCCAGGUGAUCGGAUACGGCACCACGGGCUUUCUCACCCAGGUCGCGGACACGGGCUCAUCUUACCUACUGAUCUGCACCAAGAUGGAUACAUGCUGGGUGGCGGAGGUGACGCACUUUCUGCAGACCCGUUUUCCGGACAUCAGGCUGCAAAACGAGUUCGGCAUUUACGUGACUUACGAGCUGCCCACCAAGCAUGUGCAGCGAUAUUCGGGCUUGUUUCUGGAGCUGGAGGAGGCAUUGAACGAACUGAAUCUGCUAGAGAUCAGUGUGUGUGCCCCCACACUGGGAAGUGUGUUUCUGCGAAUGGGAGAGGAAAUGAGGCAGUCCUGGAAUCGAAUUAGCUCCUUUGACUUCCAGUCCGGUCCGUCGCCCAUGGCGUCCCUGCUCAAUCUCCUGCCCACCUUCGAUGUGCGCGAGGACGAUGGACGUGUAAAAUGCUGCAAUCAGUUUCGGGCUAUCAUAGAGAAGAAGUGCCUGUUUAUGAGCCGCCACCGUGUGUUAUACUGCAUAAUCAUCGCGACGCCAAUCAUCAUCUGCCUGCUCAUCCAAUCCUUUGCCUCCUUCAUGUUCUUCGUCGACCAUCAUCUGUCCGAGCUGCUGGUCACGAAUUUGAGCAUCUACCCCAAGGCGGUGUUUGUGAUCGACUCCCCGGCCGACGACGAUAGGUUCGCACGACGCUACAUGGAGAAUGUCAUCAGGCAACGAGGUUCAGUGCGGAAAACGAGGGGAACUCCUCUCGACGACUAUCUGCUGGCAGAGAUGCAGUCGGACCUCGUAAAGGUGCAGCAUUCCUUUUUGGCCGGCGUCACCUUCGACAGCAACGCAAAUUCGAUCGUCGCCUGGUCGAACAAUAAGCUCAAACACGGCUCACCACUCUCGUUAGGAUUGGUGUACGCGGCCAUUGGGCAGGAGCUGGCCCGACUGGAUAUCCGGAUUGUGAACAAACCGUACCAGGAUACGUAUAAGCAAGCAUUGCACGGGCUGAUCUACGUCAGCUCCAUUGAGUUCGCCGUGCUCGUGUUCCACUACCUUGUCGUGGGCACCGUAAUCUUUGCGGUUUUGCCGAUCCUCGAGCGCCAGAGCUGCGUGCAGCACCAGCAAUUCGGCAGCGGGAUGUACAGGAGCACCUACUGGCUGUCGCAUCUGUUUUGGGACUAUUGCUUAUUCAUCGCAAUGAUCUGGUCGGUGAUCGUGACCGCCGGUUUUGCCUUGGAAUCGGUAUUGCCCAUUGCACUCCUUUUGCUUGCCUUCGGGUUCUCCGCCAUUUCAUUCACCUAUCUGAUGAGCCUGAUGUCCAAAGAUUUCGGCAAAGUGUUCAGUAUUAUACUGUACAUUAACAUGAUAGGUGUUCUGGCCUUUUUCAUCCACCCCCAGACUCCGCAAACUCGGUACGCUGUUAUUGAGUCCGUGCUUCUGGUCCAUCCACAUUAUGCAUUAUGUUGCGGAGCGUAUGAGGUGAUACAUAGUCAUACGGUAUACGUGAAGCAGAAGCAGCUUUGCUACCUCCUCAUCAGCGGAGUGGUAUAUUUGAUUCUUGUCGUGUUCGCGUGGAUUCCGCGCCUACUAAACUAUGUCUUCAAGUCCAUUAAAAACGAAAAAAUAUACCCAAGCUACGAAGAUGAGGAUAAGGAAGUUACCAAAAUCCGGCGGAGAUUAACCUACCUGACCACCACGCAUUACUCCUACUUUCCUCUGAUCCUGAAGAACGUAUCCAAACGCUUUGGCAGCUUUGUGGCAGUACGGUCCCUAACAUUGGAUCUUAAUCCUUUCGAGUGCGUUGGUUUGCUGGGAAGGAAUGGGGCUGGCAAGUCUAGCACCUUCCGAAUGAUCGUGGGCAUGGAGUCGAUCACGGUGGGCAGCAUUCACAUCAAGGGCUACAGCAUCAAGACUCAGCCAAAGAAUGCCUUGCGACACAUGGGCUUCUGUCCGCGGGAAACGAUGCUCUCGUCGUUUAUGACUGGCCAGGAUGCGCUGCGCUUCAGUUGCUUGAUCAACGGCAUUCGAAAGGAGUACAUCAAAAGCUUGGUGGAGUCAUUGGCCGAGUGCUUUGAACUCGUGCCCCACAUGAACAAGCGUAUCAGCACAUACAGCAACGGGACAAAGCGGAAGCUAAUGAUUGCCAUGGCCACCCUGGCGCCAUCGCUUAUGUGCCUGGACGAGCCCACCGCCGGCGUAGACAUGCAUGCCAAGUACGAGAUUUGGAGGAUUUUGGAUGGUAUCCGCCAAGGUGGUCGCAGCAUUCUGAUCACCACGCACAACUUGGAGGAGUGCGAGUUUCUGUGCACCAAUGCGGGCAUCAUGGACCGUGGCUCCCUGCUCUGCUACGGAAGUUUGUCGCGGCUGAAGCUCCGCUUCAAUAUGGGCAUUUUCGUCAAAGUGAAGAUGGGCACCAACGCAGAAAUGGACGAUGAGAGGGACACUUGGAAUCAGAUCGCCAUGAUGCCCCCGAAAGAUAGUAGAAUGGGCAGCCAGGUUGGCGCUCGCCGCUUCUUGUUGGCGCACUUACAUAGACACAACAAGCCUUCAGUAGCAGCGGUCAAGAAGUCGAGGCGCAUCACACCACAGCCAGGCUCCACAAAUUCGGAAUUAAACAUGCGCCAGGACUACGAGGCAUUGUUGCAGAGAUUGGAGGAAGUCUUCUCAAAAGACCAUCCAUAUAGCACCGUCAGCGAGAAGUACUCCUACCGAGGAAUGAUCACCUUCUGCAUUCCGAAAGGGCAGAUCAAGUGGUCCGAGAUCUUCGCCUACAUGGAGAACUUAAAGGAGCAAAUGCAGAUAUUGUACUACUCGGUCAGCCAUACAACUUUUCAGGAUGUGUUCAUGGAGUUUGUCAGGAAGCACAAUCAAUAG